Brenthis ino (lesser marbled fritillary) is the source of this 1917-nucleotide messenger RNA. The record is from the annotation of a GenBank genome assembly. NCBI's taxonomy places the organism in Eukaryota, Metazoa, Arthropoda, Insecta, Lepidoptera, Nymphalidae.
AUGCAGUGCCCAAUUGUUCAGGAAAGGGACCAUAACCGUGGAAAUGUUAAAAUGAAGACUUUUAACACUUUAAAGAGUUGCAAAAAGGAGUCUAAUCUGGACAACAUUGUUGAUCAGCUGUGCACAAGACUUCAAAAUCAAGAAAGCGCGUCAAUAAUAGGCAUGCCCACGUGUUCUUUGGAACAAACAGAGGCUGUGCGACGAUAUUACGCUGCAUUUCCGGCUCUAAAGAAAGGGAAAGAGUCGCCAUUGCAGUACUAUUUGCCACCGCCGGCCUGGUGUCGAAAAUCAGAUACAAAGGUCAAGAUGCAAAGUGAACUGUCAAUGCCGAAAGAUUGGAAUUCCAAAAAUAAAAAGUAUAGUUCAAGCAAGGAGCGUCGCAACUCAUACCACGGGCAGAAGAAAAAUAGAAAGCGCUACAACAGUUAUAGCAGGUCCUUUGAGUGUAAAGAAAACUUGCCGGAGUGGAUGACUCACGAGGGCGUUUGGGAUAUGGAGACUCAGGAUCCGGUAAAGGAAUUCAUUAGAGCCAUCGCAUUAGACGAGGGUUAUGGUACCUGCGAAAACACUGUAACGGACGAAAUCAAAGAGAUCACACAGGCCAGGUUCAGACUGCAUGACAACAUGGUGCCAGACUGGGAUGACAGCCUCGACUUAGAAGCCGAUUGGGUAAUAACGGAGGAUUUAAAUCCAAGAGUUAGGUCACCCAUGGAGGAGGAGCUAUAUGCAAAAUUCGAGGCUAAAUUCGAUCGGAGCAUCGAGGCACUAUGGUCCAAGGAUCAGAACACUCCUGACGACGAAUACCAAGAUCUACCGAUCGAUUUUCAAGAUUUACUCUCGUCUCCCUCGGACCACCUGUUCGCCGAUCCGUCCGCAGAAAAGUGCAGCAUGAUCUCUCUCACCGAAAGCAUCUGGUCCACCGAAGCCACCGAGGCCCCGGAGACGAUUGUCGAGUCCCCGAACAACGUCGCGGAGGGCCUCCACGACCGACUGCGCCCCCUCAACAUCGACGACCCGCCAUGUCCGCGCGAGAUAGAGUCCUUCGCACUGUACGAGGGUGAAGAGUUGUACGAAGCGCUCUCCUCCGUCGCCAAGACGAUGCGCUCAUACACCGCCAUCAACCACAGCCGCGACGCCAGCGGGUUCGCGGAGGUACCGCCCCGGCGCCACCGCGGGCCUCCCGCCGGGCCCCCUGUGCCCGCCGCCGGGCACCUCGCGCCCCCCGCCGGGCCACCCGCGGCUGAGCGCGAGGACCUGCUGACGGCGGCGCGCACUCACUUCCGCCCCAUCCGGCGCGAGGACGCCGAGCCGCCGCGCUAUGCCGACGGCGACACGUUCGACAUCCGCGGCGACCUCGACCCCGCGCCAUUCCGCCGCAGCGACUCGGGCGGCCUCUACCUCGAGGGCUCGCGCGAGCGCUACCUCGAGUAUCGCGAGGCGCACACCAUCGACUACACCCGCCUGAACCUGACGGCGGCGCAGCGCUGUCCCGACCUCGACGACCCGGCGUUCCGUCUGCGCUUUCCGGUGCGUCAGUGUGAUGCGGCCGCGCAGACCGCCGCGCCCGCCGCCGCAGCCGCCGCGUGGGAGUGCGAUGAGUGCGGUGGUUCUGCCAAGAAGAUGCGGCCCAACGCCAUCCACAGCAUCUGGAGCUCGACGCAUGCGUGCUCGUGCGGCGCGCCCGCGGUUGCUGCGCCUGCGACCGGGGUGGGCGGGGCGGUGCUGGCGGCGGCCGAGCUGUCGCGCGAGUGGGACGAGCUGUUGCGAGACAUCAGCCUGGCGGCGGGCGCGGAGAUGAGCGUGGGGGUGGGCGUGGGCGUGGGCGUGGGGGAGGCGGUGGACCGCAAGCGGCGGCACAGCGCGGCGCUACGCUUCCUGCACUGCUGCGGCGCGGCGCUCGACCGCCCGCUCACGCGC